Messenger RNA from Sorex araneus (European shrew), 660 nucleotides. It is a transcript of the gene NEUROG3, whose product is annotated as neurogenin 3. Gene Ontology annotation, molecular function: protein dimerization activity. The record is from RefSeq and is a predicted model, not a curated record. The coding region runs from base 1 to 660 and encodes 219 amino acids. The transcript has a single exon. Lineage: Eukaryota; Metazoa; Chordata; Mammalia; Eulipotyphla; Soricidae.
AUGGCGUCUCAUCCCUCCGACGAGCCGGAUGUCGAAGUGACCCACGAGCAGCGGAAGCAGCAGCAGCAGCAGCAACUCUUUCUUGGCGCCUCGGACCACGAAGUUACCCACGCGGUCGCGUCUCCGUCUAGCCCUUCGGGUCAGCGCAGCGGAGACUGCGCUGAGGCCGGUGGGGGUCCUGGUCGAGGCGCCGCACGCAAGCUCCGAGCGCGACGGGGCGGGCGCAGCCGACCCAAGAGCGAGCUGGCUCUGAGCAAGCAGCGCCGCAGCCGGCGCAAGAAGGCCAACGACCGGGAGCGCAACCGCAUGCACAACCUCAACUCGGCGCUGGACGCGCUGCGCGGCGUCCUGCCCACCUUCCCCGACGACGCCAAGCUCACCAAGAUCGAGACGCUGCGCUUUGCGCACAACUACAUCUGGGCGCUGACGCAGACGCUGCGCAUAGCGGACCGCGGUCUCCACGCGCUGGAACCGCCGGGUGAGGAGCUAGGCUGCUCCGACGGCGACCCGCCGGGGGACUGGGGCUCGCUCUACUCCCCGAUCUCUCAGGCGGAUAGCCUGAGCCCCGUUGGUUCGCUGGAGGAGCGCCCCAGGCUGCAGGCGCCGGCCUCGCCGGCCUGCCUGCGCCCCGGCGCCCUGGUCUUCUCGGACUUCCUGUGA